This is a messenger RNA of Drosophila serrata, 5240 nucleotides long. It is a transcript of the gene Tomosyn, whose product is annotated as syntaxin-binding protein tomosyn. The record is from RefSeq and is a predicted model, not a curated record. Lineage: Eukaryota; Metazoa; Arthropoda; Insecta; Diptera; Drosophilidae. Gene Ontology annotation, molecular function: syntaxin binding; myosin II binding; GTPase activator activity. Gene Ontology annotation, biological process: exocytosis; Golgi to plasma membrane transport. Gene Ontology annotation, cellular component: plasma membrane; cytoplasm; SNARE complex.
UUGGUCACACUGCACCCUUAACUGUUGUCAAAAAAAAACUGCUCUAUUUCUCCCGUGUUCGUUGUGCUUUUGUUUGCUAUUUGUAUUGCGUUUUGAUUUCGAUUUCGGUAUUUCGUGCAUCCAGUCCAACCCCGGAUUGGGUUGGUCAAGCGCGCGCGACAAGUGUCCAGAGAAACAGUCGGAGGCAAACGCCAUGAAACAGCUAAUAAUUCGACUAUUGUUAACCUAGUUUCACUUCCCAAAAACCAACCAAACAACAACAACAGCAACAAGGACGAACUGAGACGAGCAGCAGCUCUGGCUCCUCUAGUUACGAUUAUCUAGAAAGGAGCACUAAUUAAACAUCGAAGGACUCGGAGGGGACAUCUUUGCCGGCAGAGGAAGAAACCAAUCCCCAUCAACCUUUUCGGUUCUCCUCGGAGCAGGAUCCAUUUUCCCCCCCUAACCAACCAACCAACCAACCAACCAUCCAUCCCUCCCAGCACCCUGUCCACUCUGUCUCGGCACACACACACGGCACACCCGAAAACCCUGACGACUAUUACCAAUUAAUAGCCACAACCUUGGGACUCGACUUGGAGCACACCGAAUCGAGCUGAGCAUCGUAUAACUAAAAGGAUAGAGUAGCCGGAGGACGAGGACGACUCAUGUUACAAAAAUGAAAAAGUUCACAUUCAAAGGAGUUCUAGAUGGAUUUCGACAAAGCGUUCAGCCCCAAGCCACACGACAGGAGCAGGAGAUCCAGGAGCAACUCAAGGCCGAUCAUUUUACGUUGAAAAAGACCUUUCGCCAUGGCUUUCCAUACUCGCCCACAUCCUUUGCCUUCGAUCCGGUACAAAAGAUACUAGCGAUUGGCGACAAAUCGGGCUACAUUCGCAUAUUGGGACGACCUGGCGUCGAUGCCCAUGCCAAACACGAGGGCGAAUCCGAGUGCGCUGUGCUCUUUACCCAAUUUCUGGUCAAUGAGGGAGCCUUGGUCACCGUCACCGCCGAUGACACCAUUCACUUGUGGAACAUUCGCCAAAAGACGCCGCGCAUUGUGCAGAGUCUGAAAUUUCAGAGGGAGCGCGUGACUUGCAUACAUCUGCCCGUGGGCAGCAAAUGGCUGUACGUGGGCACCGAGAAGGGAAACAUACACGUUGUUCACAUAGAUACAUUUGCACUUAGUGGAUAUAUUAUUAACUGGAAUAAAGCAAUUGAAGUGGUUAGAACUAGUCAUCCAGGUGCUGUGAUUGCGUUAUGUGAUAAUCCAUUGGAUGCAAACAAGUUGCUUAUUGCAUUUGAGUGCGGGCUGCUUGUGUUGUGGGAUCUAAAGGCGAAAUGCGCUGAGAUACGAUGGCAGGCGGCCGAGGCCGUCAAGUCACUGGCCUGGCACUACGAGGGCAAGUACUUUGUGUCCUCGCACACCGAUGGCUCCAUUUGCUCCUGGCCAACGAAGCCCCAGGCCAAGCCGCAGUCGCAGGUCUGUCCGCAUGCAAAACCCAACAAGGAUGGCAACGCGGAGAAGUGCAAACCGAUUUAUAAAGUUGACUUGAAAUCCAGCACAACUGGGGAAACUUUCACCAUUUUCUCGGGCGGCAUGCCGUCGGAGAAGGGCUCCAAGUCGAAUUGCAUCACGGUGAUGGUGGGCAAGGCCACCACAGUGCUGGAAAUGGAGCAUGCCGUAUGCGAUUUCAUCACACUCUGCGAAAAUCCCUGGCCCUGUGAGACCCAGGAGCCGUAUGCAAUCGCCGUGCUGCUGCAAUACGACUUAGUAUUAAUAGACUUAUUAACACCCGGUUUUCCAUGUUUUGAAUCGCCUUAUCCAAUGGACUUACACGAAUCACCUGUUACAUGUUGCACAUAUUUAACCGAUUGCCCAUCGGAUUUGGUUCCUGCUUUCUAUUCAGUUGGUCGCACAACGACAAGUAAAAAGAGCUGCUUCUCGGAGCGCGAAUGGCCAAUAUCCGGUGGCGAGUGGUCGCCGGCGUCGUGCAGCUAUUCGGAGAUCGUAAUUACCGGACACCAGGAUGGUAGCCUCAAGUUCUGGGACUCUGGUGCCGGUACGCUGCAGAUCCUCUACAAGCUGAAGACGGCCAAGAUGUUCGAGAAGCCGCGCUCUCACGUCGCCCACUCGCAUCCGGAAAGCGAUAAUCCAUUGGCGGUGCAUCUCAUCUUCCUCUGUUCGGAAUCGCGACGCCUCUGUGUGGCGGGGGCCAUGGGCCAGGUUAUGCUAUUUAAGUUCCGUAAAAUGGAGUCAACAUCGGAGGUAUUGGUGCUGGAGAUACCCAUACUCUAUGAGAAUUUUGAUGACAUUUAUGGCACCAGUCCCGAAUGUGACUUUCUUACGGGCCAUCAAGUGCAAAAGACGGAAUCGAGUGAUUCAGAUAAGACGACCGAGUGUUCGUUGAAGGUGCGCUUUGGAGCACAGCGCAAGCCACCGGGCUUCCAAUCGCAGCUGGUCUGCCUCACAACCGGACCAAAUCGUCGGAACGUGCAGGUCACCUCGCUGUGCAUCAGCUCCAGCUAUGGCCUAAUGGCUUAUGGUACCGAAUAUGGACUUGUCAUAAUUGAUAUAAUCCAAAAAAUUUGCCUAUUGAGUGUUGCAUGCCCCGAUCUGUAUGGCGCACAUGAUCCUUACUCGCGAACACCAAAAAGUCCAAAACGCAUUGAGAACAAAGAGGAGCAAAGCCGAUCGCCCAGCUCAGAUCAGCUGAACGAUACGACCAGUCCGGAUAGUCCGUCACUUGAAUUUGUACCGGAGGCCUCGAGCACCGAUCCAACGGAUACCACGGCUAUCGUCGGCUCCCGUCCCACUUCACCCGAUCCCGUUGUGGUGAAUAGUUCGAGGGAAACCCUCAUCAGUGGCUCGGCAGCAGCAACGGCGGCCAUGAUGGCCAAGAGUCCGCAGCGUGAAGAUGCUGCACCCAAGGAGAUGCAGGAUAGACGCAAGUCCAUGUCCUGGAAAACGUUCAAUUUGAAGCGUCAAUUAUCGAAAGUCAAUAUGAAAAUCGGUGGUAUGAAUGUCAACACCGAUCUGGAGUCGCUCAAGAAUAGCUCCAUAUUCUACACGCCCAAGGAGGCGUCACCUGAUGGCGUUAUGCCAACACCACCGCCACCGCCAACCGAAGAGGAGACGACGGCCGAGCUGAAGGAAGAUGAAGCAUUGGAUGAUGCUGAAAUGGCAGCAGCAGCAGCAGCAGCAGCAUCAUCAUCACCAUCACCAGCGGUGCGGGGUAAAUUUCGAUCCUCCACCACUGAUUCACCAGAUGAUGGGGCACUAGCCCCAGGUGGCCCUCGUCGUGUGGACUUUGAGCAGAUGACAACAACGGCGGCAGCGGUGGAGGUGGAGAGGCCCAAUAAUUUGCCAUUGGCAGAAUCACAGGCACCUGUUCCACUGAAGCCGGUCCGUCAAAAAUUCAAAGAAAAGGCACGCGAUCAACGCCUAUUAUCAGUUCCAAAUAUUAAGUACCAGCCACGGGAUUUACGUGGCGGUGUGCGAAUCCUCAAGAACGAUGUAUCCCCGCUGACCAGCGGCGGAGGUGGCAGUGGCACCACUGGAAGUGGAGGAGCUGGUGGUGUAAGCGGAGGCGCCAGCGGCGGUGGCGGAGGCAAAAAGAUACAUAAAUUGGAUGGAACUUUCUCAAGAUCCAGAUCAUCGUCAAUGUCCAGCAUUGAUAUGUCUUCCUCUGAAUCUGUUACUUGUUUAGCUUUCAUCGAGAGUUAUGCAAAACGAAAUGAUAUUUUGACACUUGUUCCUACUUUGUGGAUUGGAACUAGUUUCGGUUCGAUACUGACAUUGUUUAUCACCAUGCCGGACCGAGAUGUGCGCAAAUCUCAACCAGUAUUGAUAACAAUAAAUGGUGGCCCCGUAGUACGACUUAAAGGAUCCAUAACUUCCAUGUCUUUUUUAGACUCUUACGGUUCGAUCAUACCCUAUACGUUUGAGACCUGGCGUGACGAGAACAAGGACAAGAAAGACCGCACACCCACAAAGAGCAGCAGCCGCACCAGUCCCACAUUCACACCGACAACUGCCAAUACAAUAUCAAACACUUCGAUUGCGGGUGGUGGUGGUGGUGGUGGUGCCUCCGCUGGCGGAGCUGGUGGUGCGGCCGGUGGUAGUGCUGGCGCUGGCAGCAGUGCAGCGGGUGCAGGAGCAGGAGCUGGUGCAGCCGCAGCUGCAGCGGGCGGCAGUGGUGGUCCCGGUGCCAGUGGUAGUGGCGGAGCAGCGACCAGCGGCAGUGCCGGAGGUGGCGGCGGCGGCGGCGGUAUGAGCAGCAGCAGCGCCAGCAGCAGCGGAAUAAGCGGAAGUGUUAGCACCGGCUUGGAAACACUCACCGAUCGACAAUAUAUCGUUAUCGCUAGCGAGAAGCAAACAAAAGUCUUCGAUGUGGCCAAUCAGUGUUGCAUCAAUCGCAUACAAUUAUCGGAAAUGGAUUUUGCAGUCAAGGCAGAAACUAUCACGAUGAAAGAUGGCUCUUGCUUAGCAACCUAUCUUUCGAAUGGCCAUCUAAUGGUACAUAGUCUUCCUAGUCUAAAACUGUUAUUGGAUACUGAUUUCUUACCGCUUAUGGACUUAAGUUUUCAAACAAAAUGUAAACAGGGAAUUGUGGAUCCAAUGCUUUCGAUAUGGGGUCAACAGAUCAUUGUUCAUGAAGAUACAACUCAAAUAUCAAAAAUAUUUUGCUUUAGUCAUAAAGGUCAUGGAUUGUACAUGGCAUCGCCCACCGAAAUUCAAAAAUUCACGAUAUCAUCGGAAUUUUGUCAAUUUAUUUUGGAGAUGAUGGGUGAACUAUAUACGGUACAGGAAAUGCCCGAACAGCCGAAGGAGGGUUUCUUCAAGGGUCUAUUUGGCGGCGGCGCCAAGCUCCUCGAUCGCGAAGAGCUAUUUGGUGAGCAGAGCGGCAAGGCGAAUCGCUCGGUGGCCAGGCACAUACCUGGUCCCAAUUUGGAACAGCUCGGCCAGCGGGCAUCCACCGCCGCAUCGGAGAUUAGCCGGGCGCACCAAUUGGCCAUGGAGCGCGGCGAGAAGCUUAAUUUGCUGGAGGAGCGCGCCGAGCGUAUGGCCAACACUGCUCAAGAUUUCAGCGGCACUGCGCAUCAAUUAAUGCUUAAAUAUAAAGACAAGAAGUGGUAUCAGUUGUAAAAUAUCUAUUUUAGGAGCCAAUUCUACCACAGUUAUUGUAAUAUUGCUUUUAUAAACACUUUCUACUACUACAUUACGAGUAAAGUACACUUAUUUAAUUUCCUGUUUUCAA